GCACCGGCAGCAGCUGUCCGCCACCACGGCUCCCUCACGCCUCACGCCUCUCGCACCACCUCGGCCUCUCAUACAUCAUCACCUUCUUCCCCUCACGCACUCUGCCCAUCCCUGAAACGCACCACGUUCUGACGCACCACGUCCUGACGCACCACGUUCUGACGCACCAAGUCCUGACGCACCACGUUCUGACACACCCCGUCCUCUCUGAGAGGAGCAUAUAGAGGACACCACGACGAGUCACUACAGGCUUGGCAGCAGCAUAUAAUGACAGCCUUCUGGAAAUGGAGUGCAUCUAUAAUGUUUGUGCUUAUCUUUGUCUGUAGCUGCUUAGGCCAGGAUUGGCACUAUGGACGUCAACAAAGUCAAGACUCUGCAGCACAUAAUCAGCAUGGAGGAGGUAGAGGUGUGGGGAGCCGAUUCAGAAACCACGAAGAUGGUGGGGAUGAUAGUCGCUUGUUGACACAGGAAGAGAGGAGAAGGAUGCGGCAGGAGCGGAGACAGGAAAGGCUUGAGAGAAGGGAUGAACGGAGGCGACAAAAGCAGGAUGGCCGGAGAAUAGGUCAUGAACCAAGACAUGAAGAACCCAUUGAUGUGGUAGAUUUAGCAUGGCUGAGGGCUAACCUUUCUUCCCUCUGGAGAGAGUUUCGAGCUUUCACUAAACACCAGGGACAUGGACAUACAAACCGUGGUUCUCUAGCAAGAGAACGCAGUGAGCACUCGGGAGCUAGUGAGGUUACAGAAGAUCAUGCCUCUUGCCCUACUGGAGUAGAUGGUUGUCGCGGCAAUGGAGGCCAGAUCUGCAGUGGGCAUGGAAAGUGCUCAUGUGGUCAUUGUCAAUGCAACUCUGAUUACUAUGGCAGUACCUGCCAAUGUAGUGAUCAUACAUGUGAUUUAUAUGAUGGAAUGCCGUGUGGUGGACCAAGUCGCGGCCAGUGUCGUUGUGGAGGGUGUGUGUGUCGACCUGGUUAUGCUGGAGAAGCAUGCAAUUGCCCCACUCAAACUCAGACAUGUAUGUCUCCAGGGAACAAUAGCAUAUGUUCCAAUAAAGGGAAGUGUGUGUGUGGAAGAUGCAACUGUGGAGAUGGGUACAAGGGAAUGUUUUGUGAGGAUACUGUAUAUGCAGCUGGAGUGUGUGAAAAGCUGAAGCCUUGUGUUCUUUGUAAGGCUUGGAAACGAGAGUUCUCUACAUGCCACCAAUGUCAGAUCACAGUCACUGCUGUGGAUAUUCUGGAACCAUCAAUGACAACUUGUGUGAUGGUUAACUCUGGCUGCAUUCUCAAGUAUUCAUACAUACUACAAGCUUUGGAUACAUACACUGUUCUUGUGGAAAGAAAUAAUGAAUGUCCGCCUCAAAUUGACUAAGCAGAACUCUCAAGAUAAUAAUCCACAAAUGCAGGUCAGAGUGAGUUGUCUCAACGAUGAGCAGAACUUGUGUUGCCAGCGUUACAAAAGAAGACCCACAGUGUUACGAAAGAAGACCCACGUAAUUGUAUUCAUUGUUCUGAAGCAAAUGUUGCCAUGUUCUAAUUACAGAGUGUAUAUCUAGUUAUACACAGUAGUACAGUAUAUUGAUUUCAAUUCAUUCAAGUAAUUCAAUAAUAUAUUACUUAUGUCCAUGGUCACAAUGACAAAUGGUACAAAAAUAUUAACCAAUUCACAAAUAGGGUUAUAUAAGUAUAUAUUAGACAUAUACUGUAUAUAUAUAUAUAUUAUAUACAGCUAUAAAUUUUCUAAAAGAUUUUUUAAAUACUUUUACAGUGAAAUUUCAACACAACAAAUUUCAAAUUUCUAGAUGUCGCCUUCCAUUGUCAGCACAGUGUUUGAUCCGUGUCCGUGUUCUCUUAGUCAUUUUCUUCCAUAUUAAAAGCUGAAUUUUAUAAAUGUCCCUGAUGACGACUGCUUUUAGGUCCUCAACAUUCAUGAGCCACCAUUGAGAGAUCUCAUUCACAAUGUCCUCAAUUAUAUAUGAAAAUUAACCUUAGAUUGUGUGAUUACCAAGAUUUAAUCAUAUAUUUGAUGUACAGUACGGUACAUACAAAUUAUAUCAAUAUUUGUUGGAAAUUGUAGAUAUGAAUAAAUUUUGACAAAUUUUUCAGAAUUAAAAUUGAGGGAAAAACAAAUGUGCAAAGAUUUUAAAGUUGGGCUCAUUUACUGAGCUACUGUAGUUGUUAUAUUCAUGGUUAUGGUCAAUUUUCUGCAGAUGCAUUUGACUUUCACAAGACUAAAAGGCUUUACCAAAUCUUUGCCACUUUAUCAUUCUGACUUUAAACAUGAUUCAUUGAUUUUUUAUUCAAUAUGUACUUAGAUAUUACAACACAUUCAUUCAAGGUUUCAUUUUGCUAAAUAGUUUUCUAUCACAAAAUUCAACAAGACUACAUAUUAUUGUAAUUUUAUAUGUUUAUUUAUGUUACUCUUUUUUAUAUUUCUUAACUGUUUUAGACACCUGAAUGUAAAUAGCUUUGUAGACCAGUGUGCAUCGUGUUUGGGUCAGGGAAGACUGGGGAAGCCCUGGUAGCUUCAGGGAGCCACCAGAAAGAGACAUUUCAUUACAGUCAAUGCUGUUUUUGUUUUUUUAACCUGUAAGAAAGUUAGUGUCAUACAUGUAGAGGUAGCACUACAGAUAGUUAACCCCUGAAACAUUUGCAGUUAUUGAUCAGAUUUACUUCCCUAAUAGUCACACGAUGCAACUUUUUUUGGGGGGAUGAGGGGUGUAAGAGAGGGGAGAGGCCAAAAGUUAGUCGCUUGCUCCACGAAUGUGUCAGCACAUUGGGUUGGUAGAAUAAAUACGAAAUAUGGGGUGACAGUUCUUGUUUAAUACUAGAGCUUCAUGAAGAUGAAUUUACAUGCUAUUAGUAGCAUGAAUGUACCUGUAUUUUGUAUUAGUUUAAGUUCAUUUGUAUCCCAGUUCUUAAGAACAGAUUUUCUACUUUUAGCAUUUAAUUACUGUACAACUCUCCAAUAAAUAUAUUCUAUUGUGUCUUAUUACAAUUAAUAAUAAUAAAAUGUAUAUAUGGUAA
This is a messenger RNA of Procambarus clarkii (red swamp crayfish), 3020 nucleotides long. RefSeq names its product integrin beta pat-3. Gene Ontology annotation, biological process: cell migration; cell-matrix adhesion; cell adhesion mediated by integrin. Lineage: Eukaryota; Metazoa; Arthropoda; Malacostraca; Decapoda; Cambaridae. The record is from RefSeq and is a predicted model, not a curated record. Gene Ontology annotation, cellular component: focal adhesion; integrin complex; cell surface. Gene Ontology annotation, molecular function: integrin binding.